AUGGGCUUCUGCCUUCAUUUCUUCCUCCAUAAUUCGUUCCUUAGCUGCUCCAAUCUCAUUAUCCGCCUUAGGAUUUCGAUUAAUCUUGAGUCGAUCUACUUUUUGGCUAUGGUUUUUUGGCCUUUCGUUGUGCCGUUGAUUUCUCUGCGGCCAGUUGGCCGUCCGGUCGUUGUAUGCGCCGGCGGUGGUCUUGAACUGACGGGAUCUGCUAGAUCAUCCUGUGACAUCAAUUGGAUUCAGUUGAUAUUCCUUUCUGAGAUGAUUUUUGAAAAAAGAACGAGAUUUCAACAUGUCCUUGGAGCCUGGAAGGAAUUAAUUCUGGAAGUUGAGGUCCAUAGUGGACGCAAAAGCUCCCUCCAGAGGCGCAACCUGAUUUCUCCUCCGUGCAAGUCUUUCAAGGGAAUGGUGAUGAAAGUGGUGAGGAUAAAACUAGUGUAA
Striga asiatica is the source of this 438-nucleotide messenger RNA. The record is from the annotation of a GenBank genome assembly. NCBI's taxonomy places the organism in Eukaryota, Viridiplantae, Streptophyta, Magnoliopsida, Lamiales, Orobanchaceae.